Messenger RNA from Rana temporaria (common frog), 2797 nucleotides. RefSeq names its product dopamine receptor D5 (gene DRD5). The transcript is spliced from 2 exons. Lineage: Eukaryota; Metazoa; Chordata; Amphibia; Anura; Ranidae. Gene Ontology annotation, biological process: adenylate cyclase-activating adrenergic receptor signaling pathway. The coding region runs from base 902 to 2203 and encodes 433 amino acids. The record is from RefSeq and is a predicted model, not a curated record. Gene Ontology annotation, cellular component: plasma membrane. Gene Ontology annotation, molecular function: G protein-coupled receptor activity; dopamine neurotransmitter receptor activity.
CUGGAAGAAAAUGGUAUUAGCAUUCCUUUGUGAUUGUCUUUGUGCUGCUGAGAGUUUAGAACAUGAUAGAGGGGACGAUGAAGUGGAAAGCACCAGCCAGCAGUGAUCUUGAUAGGUUCAGAAGGUUUCAGGUCAGCAGCAGCAAAAAAUAACCCAAUGACAGAGAUCCACAAUCUGUGCACACACGGGUGACUUGUGAGCUGCUCCCCGGCAGCAGCAGCACAGCCCCAUGCAUGCGCGUAGUGCCAUGCCUAUAGAAAAGCCGUGCGAAACAUGACUGGCGGAGACACUUUCAUGUGAACGACAGAAAUAGCCAGGCGUUGUUCUAUGGAGAGGGAGGAGGUCAGCGAGCGCCUGAAGGCACCAAUAUGUGUCCUUCACUUGGGACUGGCUGCAUCUGGAGUGACGUGUGAAGCUUUGCCCUAGAGAAUUCACUUUGCACCCAUCGGGAGCCACCACACAGGUAUUUUGUGAUCAUCAGCCUGAUUGAUGAUCACAUUGCAAGCCAAAGGGGAUGAUAAAGCUGCCUGCUCGGGAUUUCCUACAAAAAAGAUGCAACUUAAACGCUGGGUUGAGCUUCAAGUUCCUGAAGGAGAUGAUUGAGAGCAGUUGAAGGGUGCCCAUGCCAGGGUGCGGAUCGCAAGCUAGAGGAAGGAUGUACAGAGGAGGGCAGGGGUCUAGAAGGUGGACGGGCUCCAGCUGCGUGGCUGGCUGCAGCUGUCAUCCCAUAAUAGCCCCCCUGAACAUGGACUGCUUGGAGACCAGAGAGGACAACGCGGGGGGUUAGGCGCGCUCCUCAUGGGGGGGACCUGUCCUGCUGAAGCUGCGGAGCCGCGUUCCACCUGUGCGGCACUAUGGCGUUACCUUUUCGCCUUGGACAGCGCUGAGACCUCCUGAAGAGAUGCUGACGAACAGGAGCCUCUUCCAAGAAGCUCAGCAGAGAAGAGACCUGGUGGCGGGGCAGGUGGUCACCGGGAGCCUCCUGUCCCUUCUCAUCUUGUGGACCCUCUUUGGGAACAUCUUGGUGUGCACAGCCGUCAUUAGGUUCAGACAUCUGCGGAACAGGGUGACCAACACCUUCAUCGUGUCCCUGGCUGUCUCUGACCUCCUGGUCGCCCUCUUGGUGAUGCCUUGGAAAGCAGUGGCAGAAGUGGCGGGUCACUGGCCUUUUGGAGCCUUCUGCAACAUCUGGGUGGCCUUUGACAUCAUGUGCUCCACAGCCUCCAUCCUUAACCUGUGUGUCAUCAGCGUGGACAGGUACUGGGCCAUCUCCAGCCCCUUCAGGUAUGAGAGGAAGAUGACCCAGAAGGUGGCUUGGCUAAUGAUCAGUGCUGCUUGGACUUUGUCCAUCCUCAUUUCCUUUAUACCUGUCCAGCUAAACUGGCACAGAGAUAGGGGGCAGACCCUGGGCAACCACACCGCAGAAAACUGUGACUCUAGCUUGAAUAGGACUUAUGCUAUUUCUUCUUCCUUGAUUAGCUUCUACAUUCCUGUGGCCAUCAUGAUUGUCACUUACACCAGGAUCUACAGGAUCGCUCAGAUCCAGAUUAGGAGGAUUUCCACCCUGGAGAGGGCUGCUGAACAUGCCCAGAGCUGCAGGAGCGAUAGGGAGAACUGUAGACACCAUCACAACAGCCUGAAGACUUCCAUCAAGAAAGAGACUAAAGUUCUCAAGACGCUUUCAAUCAUCAUGGGGGUGUUUGUGUGCUGUUGGUUGCCCUUCUUCAUUUUAAACUGCAUGGUCCCCUUCUGUGACAGGUCCUCUGGGCACCCCAAGCCUGGGCUCCCAUGUGUCAGCGAGACCACCUUUGAUAUCUUUGUCUGGUUUGGGUGGGCGAACUCCUCUCUGAACCCCAUCAUCUACGCUUUCAACGCUGACUUUCGCAAGGUCUUCUCCAGCCUCUUGGGAUGUGGACCGUGGUGUUCCACCACACCUGUGGAGACGGUCAACAUCAGCAACGAGCUCAUCUCCUACAACCAAGACACCAUCUUCCACAAGGAUAUUGUCACCGCCUAUGUCAACAUGAUCCCCAACGUGGUGGAUUGUAUCAAUGACAAUGAUGAGACCUUUGACCGCAUGUCUCAGAUCUCUCAGACUUCGGCCAACAUUGAGAUGGCCACUGGCUCGGUGUGUGACUUGGACUGUGACACAGAGCUGUCUCUUCAUAAAAUAACACCUUCCAUGCCCAAUGGUUUUCAUUAGUGCCCAUCCAAGACCACCGGUCCUUUCUGACCAUAUCAUUUGCUCUCUUUGGUGCCAUUUGCAAAACAUAAGACAGCAUCAUCCAUUCCCAUUCAUCUAAAUGACAACCCCGUUUACAUUUGAUAAGCACGUGUUACAUAAACUGCUAACCGAGACCCGUGCAUCAGGAUUGCCAUCUGUCGCAGAAAGGGUUAAACAGACUCAAAAGAAGGCACACACUGCUAUAAUCACUUAUCACUGCCUGCGAGACCAAGUAAUCCUCCCGUAAAGCUGCUCAGUGUCUCUAAAACGCAUAAUACCAAAAAAACAGCAAAACAUGAUACAGAGCCCUGGAUGCUGCGUGUAUUAGAGUUGCACACACUGUACCACUUGUGUAAUACAAAGAGGCUGGGCGACUAAAGGAGUCAUUGCUGGGGCUGCCAAUCUGUUUUUGUCUUAAACACCCACUUAUGUGCAGGAUUUUCUAUGCUUUUUCAAGAUAUAAUGCAUCUGCACAGAUACAUUUCUAUUGUGUUGCUUAUGUAACUUUCUUAUUUUUAUAUGCUUGCUGUAUCAUAUUUUUAUUACUGUAAUAUACAUACAGAUUCGGGCUCA